Molecule: messenger RNA, 372 nt
Organism: Mesorhabditis belari
Lineage: Eukaryota; Metazoa; Nematoda; Chromadorea; Rhabditida; Rhabditidae
Source: the annotation of a GenBank genome assembly
AUGGCACCGUUUGUGCCGAAUCGGUUGAACAAUGGGCAAAUGUCGAAUGAUCCAGCCGCUCUUUCCGAAGCAUUCAAUGAAUUGACCCGUCUCGACUGGGAAUUGGCCACAAUUCACACACAAGUCGCAACUCUCAUUCUGCACUAUGAAACGGAAAUCAAGAAGCUGAAAACCCGUCUACGAGACGGUGGACUCGAUGCAGGCGAUGAGGCGGAGAUGGUCAAUGCUGAAGAGAUGAAUACGUUGAGCAACCCGGGCGGAGCAUCUCAACUUGCGCGAAAAAUUCUCACCCGUUUGGCGCAAGGAUCACAAGAAGAUUCAGCACACAAAAAUCUCAUCGCCAUCAAAUCUUUGCCAGCUUCGAAACACUUG